Molecule: messenger RNA, 1440 nt
Organism: Talaromyces rugulosus
Lineage: Eukaryota; Fungi; Ascomycota; Eurotiomycetes; Eurotiales; Trichocomaceae
Exons: 6
Coding region: 1-1440 (479 amino acids)
Cellular component (GO): mitochondrion
Molecular function (GO): metal ion binding; metalloendopeptidase activity
Source: RefSeq, a predicted model, not a curated record
AUGGCUUCCAGACGGCUUGCUUAUCAGUUCAACCAGGCUCUGCGCAGUCGCGCUGCCUUGAAGAGCAUCCAGCCGGUGAAGCGCGGCUUUGCUACACCUGUCGGCGUGCCCUCCAGGACACAGUCGACUACUCUGUCGAACGGUCUCACCAUCGCCACCGAACACAACCCCUACGCUGCCACCAGCACGGUAGGCGUCUACGUCGACGCCGGAUCCCGUGCCGAAACCGACAAGACCAAUGGAACCGCUCACUUUUUGGAACACCUGGCCUUCAAGGGCACCAACAAGCGCACUCAGAGCCAGCUUGAGUUGGAAAUUGAAAACAUGGGCGGUCACUUGAAUGCCUACACCUCGAGGGAAAACACUGUCUACUACGCCAAGUCCUUCAACUCCGAUGUGCCCAAGGCUGUCGAUAUCCUCGCCGAUAUUUUGCAAAACUCGAAGCUCGAGGCCUCUGCCAUCGAGCGUGAGCGAGACGUCAUCCUGCGCGAAGCUGAGGAGGUUGAGAAAGUGACUGAGGAGGUUGUCUUUGACCACUUGCACGCCACCGCCUACCAGGGCCAGCCCCUCGGUCGCACCAUUCUCGGCCCCAAGGAGAACAUCCAGAGCAUCCAGCGCGACGACCUCACCAACUACAUCAAGACCAACUACUUGGCCGAGAAGACCGUUCUUGUUGGUGCUGGAGGUAUCGAGCACGAUGCUCUUGUCAAGCUUGCUGAGCAACACUUUGGCAGCUUGCCUACUGCUCCCCCAACGACCUCUUCCGCUCUCCUUGCUGCCGAGCAGAAGCGCAAGCCUGAAUUCAUCGGUUCCGAGGUUCGCAUUCGUGACGAUACCAUCCCAACUGCUCACAUUGCUCUCGCCGUUGAGGGUGUCAGCUGGAGCGAUGACCUGUACUUCACCGGUCUCCUCACUCAAGCCAUUGUGGGCAACUGGGACCGCACUAUGGGCAACUCUCCUUACCUUGGUGGCAAGCUCAGCAACUUUGUCUCCCACAACAACCUUGCCAACAGCUUCAUGAGCUUUUCUACCAGCUACAGCGACACUGGUCUCUGGGGUAUCUACCUUGUGAGCGAGAACCUCACUCAGCUCGACGACCUCAUCCACUUCACUCUCCGUGAAUGGUCUCGUCUGUCGUUCAAUGUCACCGAAGCCGAGGUUGAGCGUGCCAAGGCUCAGCUGAAGGCCUCUAUCCUCUUGUCUCUCGAUGGCACCACCGCCGUUGCCGAAGACAUUGGCCGCCAGAUCAUCACCACCGGCCGCCGCUUGAGCGCCGAAGACGUCGAACGCACCAUUGGACAACUCACCGCCAAGGAUGUCAUGGAAUUUGCCCAGCAAAAGCUGUGGGACAAAGAGCUUGCCAUCAGUGCUUUCGGAAACGUUGAGGGUAUGCUCGACUACCAGCGUAUCACCAACGACAUGAGCCGUAACUUGGCUUAA